Molecule: messenger RNA, 1005 nt
Organism: Caenorhabditis remanei
Lineage: Eukaryota; Metazoa; Nematoda; Chromadorea; Rhabditida; Rhabditidae
Exons: 6
Coding region: 1-1005 (334 amino acids)
Cellular component (GO): nucleus; cytoplasm
Molecular function (GO): protein serine/threonine phosphatase activity
Source: RefSeq, a predicted model, not a curated record
AUGAUUCAAGAGUCUGAACGAGCCGAAGUUGAAGAAGAAGAGACUGAUAAUGAUGAGGAAAGAAUCAGUUAUCUGAAAUCGUUUAUUAGUCGUAUGAUGAAUGCUCCAAUGAAAGAAAAAUCAAAAGCAGAAGUUGAUAUAAGUGUUACUCCAGAAGAGAUUAGAAUUAUUUCCAAUUAUGCGGCCGCCUCGUUUGCAUCGUUGAAUACAUUGAUGAGAGUUGAUGAGAGUUGUCUUCCGAUUCAUGUUGUUGGAGAUUUACACGGACAUUUUAAUGAUUUGAGGAAUAUUUUCACAAAACACGGCGCACCCGGACUCUCCCACUACGUUUUCCUCGGAGACUAUGUGGAUCGUGGACGUCAAGGAGUGGAGACAGUGAUGCUUCUGAUGGCUUACCACUGUCUCUAUCCAGAACAUCUCUUCUUGUGUCGUGGAAACCACGAGGACUACAACACCACAAUGACAUAUGGAUUCUAUGAUGAGUGUCACUUGAAGUAUGAAAAGAAGGGAUUUCUGGUUUGGCUUCAUAUCAUCAACGCGUUCAACCAUUUGCCAUUUGCUGCACUCAUUUUUGGAAGGGUUUUGUGUAUGCACGGAGGGAUUUCACCUCAUAUUAAGACACUUGACGAUAUUGAUAGUAUCCAACGUCCAACUUUCAUUCCAUCAUUCGGUUUGGCGUGCGACUUGGUUUGGUCGGAUCCCGAGACGACUACAAACGUCGGUUGGUCUCUAUCGGCACGUGGAAUCUCGUUCUCUUUCGAUGACGUUACUAUCGAGAAGUUUUGUCAGGAUAAUGGAGUUGAUUUGAUUGUCAGAGCCCAUCAGAUUUCUAGUGAAAUGGUGACAGGAGGUCACAGAUGGCAUGCAAAUGGACGUAUGGUCACAAUUUUUUCAGCUGCAAACUACUUGGGUAUGGGAAACGACACGUGUGUUCUUCGUAUUGAUGAACAGAAAACAGUUCAAUUUAGUCUUCUCCGUCCUGUCAAGAAGAGUCGUAAGCACUGA